AAAUUGUCCAUGACAACGACUUGGAUUACAUUGUUAUGCAGUUUGGCCGAGUCGAAAGGGACUCUUUUACUAUGGAUUACAAAUAUCCCAUGUGCUUACUUCAGGCCUUUGCUAUUGCCCUAACAUCGUUUGACGCUAAACUUGCUUGUGAAUAAAGUUAAAUGUAGAAUGCGAUCGUUAGGAAGAAAAUGAACACUCCCCCUGACCCGAGCACACUGCUUAAUUAGGAAAUUCCUUGUUACUUAAUUUUGUUUUAAAUGUCAAAUGUAUAAAUACUUAAUCCGUCCUAACCCCGUCUUUUCUUUCUUUUUUUCUUUUUUUGUUCACGCCGUCCCUUUUUACACUAAAAUGUUGUCCAACAGAAGCGAACGCAGAGCGAUUCAAAGAGCCGAAUUAAAAAAGUUGAAAAAGGAGGAAAAGAAGCAAGCAUUGAACGGAUUGAAUUCAAACCGGUUCAACUCCAAAAAGUAUCCAAAAGCAUCUCAUCCUAUUCAAUUAGCAUACAAAAAACGCGAAAAUAUUCAAUCUACAGAUACAUUUACUAUAGAAUAUAUACAUCUUGCUCCUUCCUACCACGAUACCGAUCAAGACAGUGUUGGUUCUUCUUUAAGCAGCAAUGAAUUUGAGACUGCAUUGGUCAGUCCUGAAGAAAGUAGUGAUGAAGACUUGAAGGACUACCCUCUUGCAGAUAAACUGUCUGGUAUGGAAUUAGCGUCAGCGGGCACUGGAUACCCCUUGAUCGACAAAGAAAACGGUGGCAUCGUUGUGGCUGAAAGCACAGAGCUUACAGGCUUGAAGGCAAUGUCACUUCUUGAACUCACUGAUUCCUUUAUAGAAGAUAGACAUGCCGUGAGAGAUUUUCAAGAUCAGCACGACCGUCUCGACAAGAGUACAGUCCUUCUGGAGUGUAUCACCAUAGCUGAAACACAGGAUUUAAACGGUAUAAACAAACAGAGUAACGACGAUGGUAUCAUGGAUAGCUUGGACAUUUCAUUCAACAAAAAUACGUCGAUUCAUGAUCAGAAUGAAGUGGCAAUCGAUGGCAAUGCAUUUAGAUGUCAGAUUGUCAACCCACUUGAAUUAACUGCCGAGCCAGAAGCCUGGAAAUCAAAAAGCAGCCUUAUAUCAGCCAAUGACGAUGUUCUUGUGGAUACCAUUAGUGGUAGUUCCGACAAUCAAUGCACGUUUUUGCCACUGGGUGACUAUAAUCAAGAACACAUGUACAGGGCUUGUAAUACUUUAGGAGAGAAAACAAUUGAAUUGAGAGGAAAUCAGGAGAAGGAAGCUAGGGCUGAGGCGAAAACAGCCCAAGGUAAAGCAUCCUCUACGCCAACACUUUUAUUAGCAACGCCAAAGCCUCAAAAUCAAGCUACUCCUAGUGGAUCACAAAGUUAUACGAUAACCUCACUACGUGGCUCAAAUUCUGUAGAAAAGAAAAAGAAGAGCGUAUUCACUCGUGUGUUUAGAAAAGAGUCUAAAAAGGUAUACAUUUCUCUUGUUUUUACAUUUUGCUAACAAACCCUUUAGGAACCAAAAAAGACCAGUUCAGGGACAAAGACUGAAGAAAAAUCAGAAAACAAAAAGAAAUGGAAGAUAUGGAAAAAGCUAUAAUAAAUCAAGCUUUUACUGUUUAUCUAAUCACACAUAUGACCGCAG
Molecule: messenger RNA, 1656 nt
Organism: Rhizopus microsporus ATCC 52813
Lineage: Eukaryota; Fungi; Mucoromycota; Mucoromycetes; Mucorales; Rhizopodaceae
Exons: 2
Coding region: 265-1515 (416 amino acids)
Source: RefSeq, a predicted model, not a curated record